GUCUCUUCUGUGUCCUUUUCUCUCUGUUCUGAAUUGUAGUGUAACAUAACACAGUGAUGAGAAGGUAGACCCAUGCAACAAAUUUAUAAAAAUGUGGAAAUGCAUAUUCGCGAGGACCUUAUGGAAAACGGGCGUUCUCCUGCUUCUUCUUUGUCCGCCACUCGUCAGAGGUAUCAGUCUCUCGCCGUGUGGUGCUGACGGAGUUCAGGAAAUACUGUCUGACCAAGAAACUCACUUCAUUUGCACAAGUGAGAAGGCAGCUCAAUGGAAACUACAUACACGCGAACAAAUCAUUUUAGCACAAUAUGACAAGGAACUCGAACAGUUGGAAACAUUUAACGAACUUUUCGUUGGGAGGAUUAUUGAUGCUCACAGAUCAAGUAUGACCAUCAAGCCUGUGAACAACGCAAGGGUAUACGAUAAUAUCAAGCUUCUGAACGGCAGUCUGGAGUGUAGUCUUACAGGUGAAGACAACCAGUCAGCCAGCUGUGGUCUCAACUAUGUCUAUCCACCACAAGACGUGUCGUGCACAGCAGUAAAUUCCUUGUGGUCAGUCAGUGUGUCCUGUUUCAUCAAGUCUGUAUAUUCUUCGCGGAAAAACUAUACAUGUCAGCUGAUCCUCUUGAAAGAUAAGUUAAAGAAUGAAACCUUGGAAAGUGUCUCAAUGGUGACAUCCCCAACCAGCGAGAAGUUCACUAAGAGUGAAGUGAAGGUCUCAGGCUCCUGUGUGUUCAGCACAACCCUCCCACCAGAGGAAGGAACCUAUGAAUUUUUUGUGUCUGUCUCACCAGGCGGACGUCAUUUUGGAACCAGUGACAUGCUGUUCACAGCUGAACCAGCCAAGUCACCAACCACAUCCUGUGAACCACAGCCCUACGUACUAGAAAACACUAACAUCACAUGUACCUGUAGAAUCACUAGUCUGGGACAUCCUGCAGGGUACCUGCGAUGGACCAGAGGUAAUCAGACUAACAAGGAGACGUUAGUCAAAGAAGUUUCCACACCACAAGCACUGAGCCAUACUCAGCUCCUGACUCAGUCAGACCACAGUAAGACCUGGUUCAGAUGUGAUGUCUUGUGGGGAACCAAGGAGAUUUUGGGAGAGAACUACACGGCUAAUGUGGGAUGUAAGUGAAGAAUUGUUUGAAUGUUUUGUUUUAUGUUUUAGAGUAGGUCAUGC
This is a messenger RNA of Pomacea canaliculata, 1180 nucleotides long. RefSeq lists its product as uncharacterized. Lineage: Eukaryota; Metazoa; Mollusca; Gastropoda; Architaenioglossa; Ampullariidae. The record is from RefSeq and is a predicted model, not a curated record. Bases 92 to 1135 code for a protein of 347 amino acids. The transcript has 5 exons.